Pistacia vera is the source of this 1682-nucleotide messenger RNA. RefSeq names its product UDP-glycosyltransferase 91C1-like. NCBI's taxonomy places the organism in Eukaryota, Viridiplantae, Streptophyta, Magnoliopsida, Sapindales, Anacardiaceae. The record is from RefSeq and is a predicted model, not a curated record. Bases 78 to 1469 code for a protein of 463 amino acids. Gene Ontology annotation, molecular function: UDP-glycosyltransferase activity. The transcript has a single exon.
AAAAAAAAAACUCAUAUUUUGGUUUCUGUUUCACAAAUCCCAAUCACUCUUACUACCAUUCAACAACAUCAGCGGCCAUGGACGACAAAGUAAAGCUUCACAUUGCAUUGUUCCCAUGGUUAGCUUACGGUCACAUUAUGCCAUUUUUUCAGGUGGCUAAGUUCUUAGGUGAAAAGGGUUAUCAUGUCUACUUCAUCUCCACCCCAAACAACAUUAAUCGUCUCCCUCAGAUCCCUAAUAACUUAUCUUCCCAUCUAAACUUUGUUCAACUUCCUUUGCCUCACGUUCAAGGCUUACCACAAGGAGUUGAGUCCACCGCAGAUUUACCCAUUCAAAAAGUCCCUUAUCUCAAACAAGCUCACGACUUGCUCCAGUUCCCUUUAAUAAACUUCCUCAAAUAUUCACAAGUCACUUGGAUCAUUCAAGACUUUGCCUCCUACUGGUUACCCAGUGCCGCCGCUCAACUAGGUAUCAAGACAGUUUUCUUCAGCAUAUUCAGCGCUACCACCUGCUGUUUUUUCGGCCCACCCUCAGAUUUAAUCGAUGGUCACCGUCAGAAACCCGAGGACUUCACGGUAGUCCCCCAGUGGAUAAACUUUGAUUCUAAUAUCAAGUUCAAGCUCCACGAGGCGACGGGUCACCAGGAGUGCAUGGACUCGGUGUCUGACUUUUACCGUCUUGGAACGGUGCUUAAAGAUUGCGGAGCCCUGAUUGUGAGGAGCUGCCCUGAGUUUGAGCCUGAAGCUUUUACUGUAUACAGAAAACUUUUAGAAAAACCAGUACUUCCGGUCAGCUUAUUACCACCAUCACUGCAAGCUUAUACCGUGACGGAUGGAAAAUGGCAAGUGUUAAAAGACUGGCUUGACAAUAAGGAGGAGAGAUCUGUGGUUUAUGUUGCACUCGGUACUGAGUUGACUCUGAGUCAAGAACUUAUGCACGAGUUGGCUUAUGGCUUAGAAAAAUCUGGGUUGCCUUUUAUUUGGGUGGUUAAAAAACGGCCACUUGUUGAAGGGAAGAUGGGUUCGGAUCAAGUUCCGCUCGGGUUUGAAGGUCGGGUUUCGGGUCAGGGCUUGAUAUGGAUGGAUUGGGCACCUCAACUAAGGAUCUUGGCUCACUCAUCGGUUGGUGGUUUCUUGACUCACAGCGGUUGGAGUUCAGUUAUUGAGGCGCUUGGAUUGGGGCGGCCACUGAUCAUGCUUACAGGGGGUUCGGAUACGGGGUUGGUCGCAAGGAUGAUGCAUGGGCGGGUAGGGUUAGAAAUUGAUAGAGAUGAGGGAGAUGGGUCAUUUACAAGUGAGUCGGUGGCUACGUCCAUUGGGCGAGUUUUAAUUGAGACAGAGGGCGAGCCACUGAGGGCAAAUGCAUGGGCCAUGAGAGAGAUUUUUGGGAACAUGGAGUUACGUACCAAAUACUUGGAAGAGGUGGCUGGGUUCAUUGAAAACGAUAAUACUCCAAGCCUCACUGUUUGACCGGUUGGUGUUAUUACACAUGGAUAUGGAAAUUCAAAUUAGUUGUGGUUUGUGAAGAUAAAAAUCUAAAUCUUCUGUAAUGAUUUUUAUUUUUGUUUAUUAAAUCAGAAAUUUGAAUGUGAUAUAAACUCCAAGUCAUCUUUUUGAAACUGCAUAAAAUUGUUAAGUGAAGCAAAGACAAUAAAAUGUGAAUCCAUUGACUCUCUUUCUCCA